AUGGAUGAGAGUGUUCAUUCUAAAGGAUCGGGUUCGGAAGAUGAGCCUUUGGUGCCCGAUGAAUUUGAUGAACAAUUUUACAAAGAUUUAUUAAGUAAAAUUCCAGAGAUUACCAAAGUUGUGCGUCAAAAGGAUUCCCAACAUAAUGCCGACAAUAUUCAGCGUUUGGUGAUUUGCAGUAAUCGCUUCAAAUGCAAUUUUAAAUUGGAAAAAUCAAAGUGUCAAGAUUUAGAGGAGGACUUGUGUAAAUUAAGGGGUCAAUUGAGCGAUGCUCACAAAAUGACACAAUUGGAUCAAGAUACUAUAGCACAAUUGAGAGAAGUUAUAGAAAGUGCCUGGCGUCAAAAGGAUGCUGCUCAUAUACGUGAACAAACGGCCCAGGAUGAAUUGGUCAAGCUUAAGGAAACUGUGGAGGAGCAGAUGCAUACAAUUAAAUCAUUAAGUGAUACAAGAGCCAGUUUAAAACACCGCAGAGAUGAAAACAAAGAGAAAGAGAAUCUACAAACUGAAAUACGGGAUCUUAAUAAACGUUUGCAAAUGCAGCGCAAUUAUACCACCGAAUUGGAGACCAUGAAUCAGACUCUGGAGGAGAAAAAUAAAAAUUUAAUCAAAGUUUUAGAUGAAACCUCCACUGAAGCUUUUAAUAGUAAAAAACGCAUAGAUGCUCUAACCAAAGACUUGAAUCAGUUGAAGUCAGAUGAAUUGAAAUAUACAGAACAGAUUUCACUUUUGAAACAGCAAUAUGAGAAAUUGACCAAAAUGAAAGUAAGACAAAAUUUGCAAAUUUUGUCACUGAAAACCAAUAUGGAACACCUGAAUACGCAGCAUAAUGCCACAUGCAAUAAAUUGGCCAAAGUAACGGUGGACUUGGAAUAUGCUGCACAGGAGAGGGAUAAAAAUAAAAGAGACUUAACGCAAAAAUUAAAUAUAUUGAAGAUAAGAGAAGAUGAAAUUAUAAAAUGGAAACAGGAGAAUGUGAAAUUGGCCAAACUGCAAGAUAGUGCUUCAAGAAAAUACUGUACUUUGGAAGAAACUCGUAAAGAAUACGAACAAGAGAACUUAAGACUUAAAACCCAACUAAAUACCCAGGACAAAGAAUUUGAAGCCAUGCGCCGGGUAGUACAACAAUUUGAGAGAACUAACAAUAAUCUUAUCAAGGAAAGAGAUGCCUUGAAAAGUGAUUUUUUGCAAGAACAAAAACUAACUGAAGAGCUAAGACAGGUGAUACAAGAAACUCAACAUGAAAUACGUUCUCUUAAAGAUUCCCUGCACUUGGAAGAGAGAAAAUAUAAGAAACUGAAAGAGGAAAUAAAUCAAAUAAAUAUGGAAAAGAGCAAAAAGCUAGAUGAUAUACAAAAUUUAUUGGACAAAAUGGAUACCUUGCAAAGCAAAAUACAUUUAAAGGAAUCCUAUGAAUUGGAACUGAAACGCACCAUUAGUGAUUUAGAAUCUCUGUAUGCCAAAUUAAAGACACAACACGAUGUGGUCAUCAAUGAGAGCAACACCCAUCAACGCACUAUACAAACAUUGAAUGAGGACAAAAUCAAAUUGAAAUUUUCCAUUGAAAAUCUACAAAACGCCAUCGAAACUCUUAAGGGCAAAGUCAGCUAUAGGGAUGGCGAAAUCGGUAAACUGCAGCUACAAAUCGAUAAAAUGGAAAAGGAACGACGACUGCUAAAGAAUGAUCUACGCAAUGCCCAACUUAGCCAGCAACAAACAAAAGCGGAAUUACAUGAGAAACGUAAAGAGAAUGAUGUAUUUUGCAAGGCUCAACAAGAUGAAGAGAAAAGAUUACAACGUCUCAAGAGAGAUCUGGACAAUAUGAUAAAUGAGAAAAACUCGGUGUGUUUCACACUCACCAAAAAGGAGGAGCAAUAUAAUCUGCUUAAGGUGGAGUUGGAAGAUUUGCAAAGAUCCCAUGAUUUACUGCAAGCCGAGUUUACGCAAAACCAAGAAGAUAUGAAGCUAAUGAGAGUUGAAAUAAAAAAUCUGGUAACAGAGAGAAAUGUUUUGCGCAAAGAUCGCGAAAAUUCGGCUGAUUUAAGACAGGAAAUGCUACAAAUGCAUAGAUUGUUAAAUCAGGAAAGAAUUAAGGCAAGAGCUUUGCAAGAGGAAAUGAUGACACCCAUGAAUAUACAUCGUUGGCGGAAUUUAAAAGGAAGGGAUCCCGAGAAGAGUGAUCUGAUACACAGAAUACAAAUGUUAAGAAAACAACUUUUAAAUUAUAAUGUUGCCAGUUUGGAACAGGAAAGAGCUUUAAAGGAAUCUCAAAGACUUUACAACACUUUAAAGGAGUUUAUUGUUAAGCUACCGAGUAUAAAAAUCAAGGCAGAAUUGAAUGAAGUUAAGGCCACUCUUAACCGCAAAAACCGCAAACUAAAAGCCCUUAAAGCCGAAAUAACCACCAAAUCAAUUGAAGAGAAAACAAAUGUGGUCGAAAUCGAAGAUUUAAAAACAAAUCUCUGUAAAGUCAAGAAUCAGCUUUUGCAAGAGCGCAAAACUAAACAAAGACUUUUGGAGGAGAGACAAGCCAUAAUGCAAAUGCAGGUACAGUGUCUGUCGGCGCCACCACAAUUACAGGUGACUUUUAAUAAUACAAUAAAAACAUCGAAUGGCAUUUAAGAAAUAUAUUUAAAAAAUUGUAAUAUUUUUC
Molecule: messenger RNA, 2653 nt
Organism: Calliphora vicina (urban bluebottle blowfly)
Lineage: Eukaryota; Metazoa; Arthropoda; Insecta; Diptera; Calliphoridae
Product: cilia- and flagella-associated protein 58
Exons: 10
Coding region: 1-2622 (873 amino acids)
Cellular component (GO): cytoskeleton
Source: RefSeq, a predicted model, not a curated record